Trichomonas vaginalis G3 is the source of this 594-nucleotide messenger RNA. RefSeq names its product GINS complex subunit Sld5 family. Gene Ontology annotation, biological process: DNA-templated DNA replication; double-strand break repair via break-induced replication. Gene Ontology annotation, cellular component: GINS complex. NCBI's taxonomy places the organism in Eukaryota, Parabasalia, Trichomonadida, Trichomonadidae. The record is from RefSeq and is a predicted model, not a curated record. The coding region runs from base 1 to 594 and encodes 197 amino acids. The transcript has a single exon.
AUGAGUAGCCAAGAACUAAUACCUCGUCUCAUAAACGACUUAAGCAACGAAAAGUCUACAGAAUUUAUAUUACCAUAUAAACCAGAGAAUGUUGAAGCAUUAAAAGAAGUAGUUGAUGCAGAAACAGAAAAAUUCGAACAGAUGAGAGAUAAUGCUCGCGAAAAUGCAGCUGAUAAUGAUGGAUCCAAAAUAUUACGUCGUAUCCAACAAGCACAAGAACUCGAUUUACUUCGAAUUAAAUUUUUAAUCAGAUCAUAUUAUCAAACAAGAUUCAACAAGAUUGUUAAAUACGUAGAAGGAGGUAUAAUACCGGAAGAAGCCAAUCUCUCUUCAGUAGAAAAUCAAUUUGUAACAAAUUUAGUUAAUGCAAUGAAAAACAAUCAAGGACCAGCCACUUUGGAGUUCACCCCAGAGAGUGAAGCUAGUGUUGAUCAUGGCUUUGUAUUCUUCAAAGCUCUUCGUACAAGUGGUUCACAAUCAUUAACCGCAUUCCAAGACUCUGAACCUGUUGACAUUGUCAAAGAUCAAAUUUACUUCGCCAAAUAUGAUGCAAUUGAGCAUCUUUAUAAUUCUGGCGAUGUUGUAUUUAUUUAA